AUGAUAAAUUUGUUGGGAACAAACCUAGAGCUUCUAUCCUUAAUCAUACGUGAUGUCAGUUUUCCCAUUAAGUUGCUUGUUGAGGCCCUUCAAGUUAACCAAACACUAACUUAUUUAGCCAUCCCUCUUCCACUUUUUGGAGAGCAGUAUAUUGUGUCAUUGGCCAAUAUGCUCCAAGUUAAUAAAACUUUGGCUGGAGUAACAGUUAUAUCAUAUGGCUUUGUCAAUGCACAAGGAGUGCAGCAACUUGCUGAUUCUCUAAUAGAUAACAAAACAAUAUAUGACUUAAUGUUUUGCGGAAACGCAUGGGGUGAUGACUCAGCCAGGAUCUUGGCAAGUUAUUUGAAAAAGAGUGAAAGCUUGAGUUCCUUCAGUCUAAAUUUUGGUGUCAUAGGUGAUGCAGGAGCCACAGCACUUGCAGAAGUUUUAAGGGCCAACAACACUUUAAACUGCUUGAACCUAAAUAGAAACCCAGGCAUUGGUAAUCCCAGUGUUAUGUCACUGUGUGAGGCUCUGAAAGUCAACACAACUCUUAAUUCCUUAAAUUUGUCUGAAACUGGUAUCAGUGAUGCUGGUGUUCUUUCUCUUGUGGAAGUUCUCAAAACCAAUACCAGCAGCCUAACCUCAUUGUUACUGUCAGAUAUCGAAAUAAGUCGUCAAAGUAUAAAGUCUAUUGCAGAAGUCUUGAGAGUCAACUCUACUUUGAAAAAGCUUAAAUUCAAAGGAAAUAAGGUUGGUGUUGGUGGAGCAAAGUUGAUAGCUGAGAGCCUUAAAGCCAAUACAACCCUGAAACUUCUCAGUCUCUCAAGGAACAGCCUCAAAGCGCCUUGUGGCCAUUUAUUUUCUGAUGCCCUCAAAGUUAAUGGGACACUGGAAUCUCUGACUUUGGCAGAGAAUGACCUUGGUGCUCGUGAUGCCCAACUUCUAUCAGAAGGGCUGAGAGUGAAUACCUCACUUACACAUCUGGACCUGUCUGGGAAUUCCAUUGGUGAUAAAGGUGCAGAGUCAAUGGCAGGGACCAUCAGAGUUCAUGCUUCAUUGACUAGCAUAAAGCUAUCACAGAAUAGUAUUGGUGAUAUUGGAGCCAACAAAGUCUCUGAAGCUCUUAAAGAUAAUGUCUCUUUGGAGGACCUGGAUUUGUCAAUUAAUGCCAUUGGUGCUGCUGGAGCUGAGUCUAUUGCUGAGGCCCUUAAAAUUAAUGCAACUCUGAAUGCUUUGGACCUUGAUUAUAAUGCCAUUGGCGAUAAUGGAGCCAAAUCACUUUGUGAGGCUCUUAAGACAAAUGCCACCUUGACCAGCCUAGGUGUUUCUCACAACAAUAUUCAUUCAGCUGGUGCUCAGGCAUUUUAUGAGCUCCAAGGACAUAAUAACACCUUAAAGAGUGUACAUAUGUUCAUGAACGAUAUUGAUGAUUUGAGUGAUCAUGGGGAUCAAGAAUUCAAUGAAAUCCCCAUGACAAGCGUGCCUUCUUUACCCAUUUUACAUGAUGUGUCACUGCGCUUUACUGAUCAAAGAAGCUUUGAUGUACUUGUUUCUAAAGAAUUUUUGAUGCUACCUCAACAGUGA
Messenger RNA from Pocillopora meandrina, 1566 nucleotides. The record is from the annotation of a GenBank genome assembly. Lineage: Eukaryota; Metazoa; Cnidaria; Anthozoa; Scleractinia; Pocilloporidae.